CCUUUCUACUAGUUCAAAGGUCAAAAAGCAGCUGCGUAUAUGGCGCAUGUUCACGCAGCAAUGUGCCAUUACUGUAGUAUAAAAGUUCAGUAGUUUUACCAUAGUUGGACUUUUCACUUUGUCGUAAUUUGAGCAUUAUUUUAAACUAGUGUCAGUGUUUUGAGUACAGAUAGUUGUAAGGAAAUGGCAGGUCCAGAGUUGCUGCUCGACUCCAGUAUCCGCCUGUGGGUUGUUUUGCCCAUAGUCUUCAUCACAUUCUUCGUCGGAGUUUUGCGUCAUUACGUCACUCAGCUGAUUCAUAACGACAAGAAAGUUGAUCUGCAGCAGGUGUCUGACAGCCAAGUGUUGCUGCGCAGCCGCAUCCUGAGAGAAAAUGGAAAAUAUCUUCCCAAACAGUCAUUUGCCAUGCGAAAACACUAUUUCAACAACCCUGAGACUGGAUUCUUCAAGACGGUCAAAAGAAAGGUGAUCCCCAAAAACCCCAUGACUGAUCCCAGCAUGAUGAUGGACAUGAUGAAGGGGAAUCUAACCAAUGUGUUGCCAAUGAUUGUGAUUGGAGGAUGGAUCAACUGGGCCUUUUCUGGUUUUCUCACAACUAAAGUUCCGUUUCCUCUGACUCUGAGAUUUAAGCCCAUGCUACAGAGAGGAAUUGAGCUGCUCUCUCUGGACGCUUCCUGGGUCAGUUCAGCAUCAUGGUAUUUUCUUAAUGUGUUUGGGCUCAGAAGCAUGUACACACUCAUCCUUGGACAAGACAAUGCUGCAGAUCAGUCGAGGAUUAUGCAGGAUCAAAUGACAGGGGCGGCGAUGGCGAUGCCUCCUGAUCCUAAUAAAGCAUUUAAGAGCGAGUGGGAAGCCCUGGAGAUUGUGGAGCACAAAUGGGCCCUGGAGAACGUAGAAGAGGAGCUCAUGUGUCAGGAUCUGAACUUGCUUAGCUAAGAAUUACAGUAAAAAACAAACCCUGAUUUCAAAUCACUUUUUGAUAUGAACUAAGCUAAGCUGCUAAGAUGGUUCAAUUCAUAAGCAGAUGUGAUUUCUUUACACGAUUCAAAUGUUGAUACUCGUUGACUGCAUUGAUCUCCUUGAAUGUCCUGCAAAGCAUCUGUAAUAUGUCUGACAUGUUUGUGUGAACUGAGAUUUGCACAUAAACAUUGAUUAGUUGUAAGCAUAGAUCUAAAUUAUAUACAUUUAUGGCAGAGGUAUUAAUAUACGGAAUUUGUCAUGUCUUAAUAGUGUGUUUAUGUGAGAAGUGAUGCCUUGAAAAUCAUUUUGGGUUUUAAUAAAGAUUAUAUUGCACCCUAAGAUGAGGAGGAAAUCAGUUUGUGCUUCAGGUGAGAGAAAAUGAGCAGAUUGAAAAUACUACAUACUCCAUAUUCAAAACUCAAAAGCUUUUAUUUGAUAACUUCUUUAUAAUAUAUCAUUUCUAUGCAAAAAUGCCCCCACAAUACAAAAUCACAAAUAUGAAAUUUGGCGUUUCAUACUGUGAAAGGUGCUUUUGAAUAUUGCAAAAUAAAUUGUGUAGCAUUGACAGAAAUAAAAGUUGGUUUCUCAAACCAACUGAUUGCUUUAACAUUUCAAAUAUUCACAGCUGACCGUUUGAUGGAUUUCACUGAAAUAAUAUAACCAUGAUCAGAGGUCACACGGUAGCUUUAAUAAAUAUCUGAAUUUAAUAUUAGAAAGAAAUUAUGCUGUUUGUUGCUCUCUGAAGCUGUUGAUUCCAGCUCUAAUUAAUUAUUUUAGAAAAAUAAAUGCCAGAGUGAAGCCAUUAUUUACAGUAAAAUAGUAAAACUCUUUUUAAAUGGAUCGUUACAUUCAUUAAACCUUGUACAAAGUGGAAGACUGUAGAUGAGAAAGGAGCUAAAUCAUUUGAGGAACAAUUUUUUUUCUAUUUACAAAAAA
Messenger RNA from Carassius auratus (goldfish), 1896 nucleotides. RefSeq names its product ER membrane protein complex subunit 3-like. The transcript is spliced from 8 exons. Bases 184 to 936 code for a protein of 250 amino acids. Gene Ontology annotation, cellular component: EMC complex; membrane. The record is from RefSeq and is a predicted model, not a curated record. Gene Ontology annotation, biological process: protein folding in endoplasmic reticulum. Lineage: Eukaryota; Metazoa; Chordata; Actinopteri; Cypriniformes; Cyprinidae.